Anoplophora glabripennis (Asian longhorned beetle) is the source of this 1435-nucleotide messenger RNA. RefSeq lists its product as uncharacterized. The record is from RefSeq and is a predicted model, not a curated record. Gene Ontology annotation, molecular function: oxidoreductase activity. NCBI's taxonomy places the organism in Eukaryota, Metazoa, Arthropoda, Insecta, Coleoptera, Cerambycidae. The transcript has 6 exons. The coding region runs from base 335 to 1387 and encodes 350 amino acids.
CGUCCAGGUGAAAGUUAACUGUCUAUAGAUUGCCGCAACGGAGAGUAUGUUUUACUGAUAUUACUCCGUUAUAAUGUGUUUCUGUUACAACUAUAAGUUUUUCUUUGUAAAAUAACAAUGUUUUUGGAUAAAUGGUUUCAGUGAUCAUAUUGGCAUCUAAAGAAACAACAAAACAGUUUUAACGAUAUUGCAUAUUAAAAAAUAGGGGCCAUGGUUAAUACAAACUGAUUAGCUUCUGUUUAUAUCGAACAAAUAUCAGUUCUUUGUUCGCCUACGAAGAAGUGUUAGGAAGAACAUAAGGAAACUGUAAACAUACCACCAACAACAAGGAUCAAUGAAUAAUAUGGAAUCAGUUGUAGAGAAAACAAAAUAUUCUUCUGCUCAAGAAUUUGUGAACAGUGUAUUAAGUGAAGGUGAGAAAUAUACUUGUGACGACUUAUCGGAGGAUUUUCGUAAUCGUGAUGAUUUACCUCCAUUUUAUGAUGAAGAAUUAUUUAGAAGGGGUCAAAAAUUCUUCCACAAACAUAUAUUUGGAUUAUUCUUAUCCAAAUGUCUUGGACUAGUAGCUGUGUUGGCAGUGCCAUCAAUCCUAAAAGUAUUAAUGUUUACCAGAAUGUCAGGUACUGAGUUGACAGCUUACAAGAGGUACGUGUCAACCAUUUUACACAUGAUGGUCUGGUAUGAUUCCGACUUCAAACCUGGAUCCAAAUUGUGGAAGUCCAUUGCGGAUGUCAGAAAGCGACACAAUUCGGCAAGUAAUCGAAGCUGUUCGGCGGGGAUGAACAGAAUAACUCAGAAGGAUAUGGCCAUCACCCAGUUCGGUUUUAUGGGGAUCUCUGUAUGUAGAAGCAAAAUGGUGGGAAUCCAUAAGGCUUCCGAUGAAGAAUGGGAAGGAUUUAUCCACAUAUGGAGAGUCAUUGGAUAUCUAAUGGGAAUUGAAGAUAGAUUUAAUCUCUGCAGUGGAACAGUUGAAGAAACUAGAGAAAGAUGCAAUAUUCUAAUGGAGCAAGUCUUUCGGCCAAAUAUAGAGCAAAAGGACGAAAAUUUCAUAAAAAUGGCACGUAACAUGAUCCACGCACUGAAGUGUAUAAACAUAUUUAUAAAAUUCGAAACGAUAAUGUAUUACUUGCAUAUAUUAUCUCAAGAUGAAAAUAACAACAUGAAAUUGCAGUCGACAUGUUAUAAGUUGAAUUCCUCGCAAAAAUCUAAUUUAAAUUUCCUUAUAACAAUCAUGUACAUGCUCAGUUGGAAUUGGUUUAGGAUAUUCCAAAAUUAUUGCCAUAUGCUAGUGUUAUGGUUAAUGAAGGUCUUUCCAUUGUUACCAGCUUACCAGUUUGGUUUAUCUAAUGCGCGAGUACGUAUUUUAUCCAAUAAUAAAACUAAUUAAAACGUGCCAUAACGUUGAGUUUUAAUAUCCAUUAAAUGUUAUAGCAGU